Molecule: messenger RNA, 612 nt
Organism: Leishmania braziliensis MHOM/BR/75/M2904
Lineage: Eukaryota; Euglenozoa; Kinetoplastea; Trypanosomatida; Trypanosomatidae
Product: amastin-like protein
Exons: 1
Coding region: 1-612 (203 amino acids)
Source: RefSeq, a predicted model, not a curated record
AUGUGCAACGUUCCUUGCCGCGCAGGCAUCGUCAUGUACUGCGUUCUGCAGCUGAUUGCCUUCCUCUUCCUCCUCGUUGGCACCCCGACUGGCCAGUUCCGUGUGCCGAACAAGGUAGCGUUCAGCGGCGGCUCGUGCCUGACGGUGUGGGGCUUGAAGAACAAGUGCACCUCUACCAAGUGGGAUGUCCGAACAAGCAACUUAUGGGCGGGCUGCCCUGAGCGUCUGAAGCGCUUCCACGCGGCUGAGGCUCUGAGCGUGGCUUCCGUCGUCGUCAGCGCUCUGGCAUUCCUCUUCGGCGUCGUCAUGCUGUGCUGCUGCCGCUGUCUGCGCGGUCUGUGUCUGGUCCUGAACAUUCUCGCCACCGGCUGUGGCUGCGCCGUCACCGCGCUCAUGGUUGACGCCUUCUACAACAACCAUGAGAACGGCCCUGCACAGUACAACACCUCCUGCUACGCGCUCCGCAAGAACGGCUCCGUCACUCAGCCCCAGGCCAUUGCAGAUGGCGAUCCGGUGGUCACCAAUUACGCCUACGGUGCCGGCUUCGCCGUUUACAUUGUGGGCUGGAGCCUCUGCUUCAUUAACAUCCUCUUUCUGAUGCUACCGUGCUAG